This is a messenger RNA of Phalaenopsis equestris, 4282 nucleotides long. Its product is annotated as histone-lysine N-methyltransferase, H3 lysine-9 specific SUVH6-like. The coding region runs from base 294 to 3398 and encodes 1034 amino acids. NCBI's taxonomy places the organism in Eukaryota, Viridiplantae, Streptophyta, Magnoliopsida, Asparagales, Orchidaceae. Gene Ontology annotation, molecular function: zinc ion binding; protein binding; histone methyltransferase activity. The transcript is spliced from 3 exons. The record is from RefSeq and is a predicted model, not a curated record. Gene Ontology annotation, cellular component: nucleus.
UGGAACUAUAAGAUGAAGCUCCCCAUGAGUGGGUGAUGUGUGAGAGUUUUUACUGAGCAGAGCCAACGCAAACCCUAUAAAAAAACCUCUCGUUCGAUCUUCUUUAGUCAUUAAUGGAGUUUCAUCGUCGCUCCUUUGCCGGAAACUAGCUACUUUCUCCGCCGCCGAAGCUUCGGCCAGUAUUGUCACUCUAAGCUAUGCCCCGCAUACGGUUAGUUGCUUUUUCUGCCCCACGUGCCAUGUCAAUUGUAGGGUUUUGGCUUGCAUUUGUCAUGGGAGAUUGAAUCUCCCCGAUGGUUUCCGUUUCAUCGGAAGCUCCGCCAAGGUACAAGCAGCGGAAGGUCUUCGCCGUCCGCCAUUUCCCCCGGGGAUGCGGUCCUAAAGAAGUGAAAUCUUGUAGUACACCUGUGGGAGAAAGAUCUUCUCCGGUGGUGUUUGAGAAUGGUGAGGUCACCGACUCUGAAAGUAAAUUAGUCGCCAAUUCGGAGAAUGGGAAACUUGAAGUGCGGCAAUCAGUGACGGGGUGCUCAGAGUUAUCCGAGUUUGGGAAUGGGCACUGUUAUUCGAAGCUUUAUGGAGCCCCAAAGAGGAGGAAAGUAUUUCCAUUCCGACAAUUUCCUCCUGGAUGCGGGCCAAAUUCUGACAGUAUCAGUAAAAAAUUGGCGGGGAAGAAUGUAGAUGAAGUAAGCAAGCAUUUAGCGGGUGACAGUACUAUUAGGGUUGCGGAUACUGAAAUAGUUGAAGAACAAGCGAAAAAGAAUGAUGAUAUUAAGGUAAUUCUCGAAACUGAUAAAGGAAUUCAUUCUGAGACUGGAUUCAGGCCCCAGGUUUCUUCUAUUAAACGCAAAAUUUUCGAAGGGGAGAAGAAGCACGCUGAUUUAAAACAGCAAGAAUUGCCAGGGUGUUCUGCAUCGGUUCAAUCUGAAAAUAAGAUGCAUCCCAUGAAGAAUAUGGUUUUGGUGAAGCAGUCAGUAGUGAUCGAUAAACCUGCAAGAAUAGCACAUUCGGAAAAACACUCGUAUCAUGAGAAGUCUAUGGCGAAGCUCUUAACAAUGGAGUAUAGCUCUGUGAGGGCUGAGGACAGAAACGAUUUUGAUACAACAAAAGAGGAAGUAAAAGUGUCUGGUAAAAGUAUUUUGGUCAGAUCAAACACUAACAAGAAUUUCUAUGGCAGCGGAACUCAAGGCAAUAUCGGUCAUGUUCACAUAAAAUCCUCAUUGAAAUUGGGAUCGAACUCGAUCUUUGAUCGCUCUUUGUCUGAUAAGACGCUAGGAGGUUGCAGAGGCGAUCAAGCCUACAAGAACAUUCAAAUCAAAGAAAAUGUCGGUAGUUCUUCACAUGGAGCUUUGAAAGCUAAAAUUGGAAGCAAAUUAUUGGAUGGAGAUGGCAAGUCAUUGGUUGGAAAAGAUUUGGUUAAAGCGAGUGAGAUUGCCCAAAGAGUUAAUGAUUGUUUAAAGAGAAAGUUUUUGGCAGAGAAUGACUAUAAAGAACACAUUUCAGUUGAAGGUGAUGAUUCUCUGGAAGCGUAUGGGGAGAGAAUGGUUAUUCAGGCUCUCUUGGAUGCUGAACAUUGUUCCUCAAGGAAUUCAAGGAAAUUUGCGGCAGUUGGCUCUUCUGGUUCCGUUUUUCCAAAACCGAAAGUAAAGGAGAAGGAUUUGGUAGGAAGGAACUCUGCUUCAAAGGUUUUGCCUUCUCUGCAACAGAAGAGCAAAGGCUUUAUUGAGGAUAUUGAUGCAGGACAGGGCAGGAAAAAACUCAACACAUUUAGAAAACCUAUUAAAUCUAUUCUCACCAUGACCCCAUCUGUUCCAUUCAAAUUCAGUCAGAAAAGUGUUGAUAAGGAACAAGAAUUGGCGCGACACCGAGUUAAGCGAGUUUUGAGAAUUUUUCAGCUUAUAUGCCGCAAACUUCUGCAAGUAGAGGAGUCUCGUUCAAAAAAGUUGGGUAAAAUCAAUAGGAUUGAUCUGCAGGCUUUUAAACUGCUCAAAGAUAACGGUGAAUGGGUGAGCAACGGUGAACCUGUUUUGGGUCAUGUCCAUGGAGUCGAAGUUGGUGAUGAAUUCCAUUACAGGGUGGAGCUCUCCUUGAUUGGCCUUCACCGUCUAUUUCAGGGCGGCAUAGAUAGUAUGAAGCAGAAUAAGAUGCUUGUGGCCGUCAGCAUCGUCGCUUCCGGAGGAUAUGACGAUGAUGUGGAUGGUUCCGAUGUCUUAAUAUAUUCCGGUUCAGGCGGAACAUCUGCCGGAGACAAGCAACCAGAAGAUCAAAAGCUAGAGCGUGGCAACCUUGCAUUAAAGAACAGCAUCGAAGCUCAAACACCGGUAAGGGUGAUUCUCGGUUUUAAAGAGAAAGGAGAUCCCUUUGAUGCGAAGGGAAAACUAGUCUCAACCUUCACCUAUGCUGGAUUGUAUCAUGUUGAAUCAUACUGGAGGGAGAGAGGCUCUCAUGGCUUUAAUGUCUUCAAGUUCCAGUUGAAAAGGAAGCCCGGACAACCAGAACUCGCCUUCAAAGAAAUCAAAAGGUCGACGAAGUUAAGAAUCCGUGAAGGUCUCUGUGUUAAAGACAUAACCCAGGGAAAGGAGAAGCUUCCCAUCUCGGUGGUUAAUACAAUUGACACCGACCUGCCAAAUCCUUUCAAGUAUAUCACAAAGAACAUUUACCCUUUGGGUUUUGUUAGAACACCUCCAAGAGGUUGUGGUUGCAUCCAUGGCUGCUUGGAUUCUGUGAAUUGCGCAUGCGCUGUCAAAAAUGGUGGGGAAAUACCAUACAACUUCAGUGGGGCUAUCGUUCAAGCAAAGCCACUCAUUUAUGAGUGUGGUCCUUCGUGCAAGUGCCCUCCCUCGUGCCAUAACCGUGUCGUCCAGCAUGGUAUUCGAAUGCCAUUGGAGGUCUUUAAGACCAGAGGUCGAGGUUGGGGUGUUCGAUCCCUGAAAUCUAUUUCGUCUGGCAGCUUUAUCUGUGCAUAUCUAGGAGAGUUGCUGCGAGACAGUGAGGCUGAACAGAGAACAAAUGAUGAAUAUCUUUUUGACAUUGGCCAUAAUUAUGAUGAUCGAUCUUUGUGGGAAGAUCUUCCGAAUCUUAUUCCCGAACUGCAAUCACGUUCUGCUUGUGAUACUGUGGAAAAUGUUGGCUUUACUAUUGAUGCAGCAGACUAUGGGAACAUUGGGAGAUUUAUUAACCAUAGCUGCUCUCCUAAUCUGUAUGCUCAGAAUGUUUUAUAUGACCAUGAUGACAAGAGGAUUCCUCACAUAAUGUUCUUUGCUAUGGAUAAUAUUCCGCCACUGCAGGAGCUAACUUAUCACUACAACUAUGCGAUAGAUGAAGUUCGUGAUUCUGAAGGAAAUGUAAAGCAGAAGGCUUGCCAUUGUGGCUCCCCUGAAUGUCGCGGCAGGCUUUACUGAGAUUGUCUUUCUGUGUUUUCCUAUGCUGGUGUGAAGCUGCAAAACUAAUCAUGCGGAAUCAUCGUUCUCGAGUAUGUACUUAGGGUUACAGUCUUCAUGAUGAAGCUGAAGAGUUUUAUGUGGUUAUUAUCAAGCAUUGUUCAUUACUGACUGGAGCAUUUCAUAUAUUGACUACCAUGGAUUUUUUAUCGGCAGUUGCUUGUUCAGAGCAGGAUUUACUAACAGUGUUUAGAGAUGCUAAAUUGAUAUUAAUAUGAGGAUUACCGUUGAUCGAUGUGGAUCACAUUUUGAAGUGGAAUUGGAGAAAAUGAAAGCCAGCUGCUCUGGACGCGGGUGUGUUGGUGGUUGCGAAUGGGAGCUGAUUUCCUGAUGGGGAAGGUGUUGUUGGGGCUGCUGGAAUCUUGGCGAGCAGCACUGUUUGGUACGGCCUUUCUUACCUUUUUAUUUUAUUUUAUUUUAUUUCUUGUUUGGGGCUUUUUUGUGACAGGAUUUGUAGUUUUUGAAGCUUUGCUUGCUGCUUCAGGCUUAUAGAAUGGCAUUUUUUUUUUUGGAAUCUUUAAUGGAAAAUUGGUUAUUUUGUUUAACCAUUCUAGAUAUAUAUUUCACACACGCACACCCACUAUCUAUACACACACGAGCGCACACACACGCAUAUAAGUGCGCGCCACGCACACCCACUCUCUAUACACACACGAGCGCACGCACACGCAUAUAAGUGUAUGCGCGCGAACACACACACGAAGAAGGUUUGAUGCGGCAAAGUAAUGAAUUAUUGUAUCAGCAUUUUACAAAAAUCAAACACACACUCGUGUAAUUAAAGAUAAGCAGGAGGAAACCCAUCAAUUUUUGUGUUUAAAACCCUGGAGAAAGCGAAAAAAAAUCAU